AUGGACAUCGAGUGCAAGAAAUUCGCAAAAGAAAUCCGGAUGCUUGACAAGGAAAUGCGCGGUUGGGACACAUAUAGCGGCUUAGAAUCUACCGUCAAAAAUACUUUAACAUCCUUGAAGGCUGUUGGGGAACUUCAAAACCCUGCGAUCAGGGAAAGACAUUGGGAUCAGUUGAUGGUAUCCACAAAGAAUCUUGCAGCUUUACCUCAAGAAUUUAAAACUAAAAUCAUUAUGGACUACAACACAACUCUUGCCGAUCUCCUCGAAUUAAACUUGCAUGAAUGUGAAGAAGAAGUGAAAAAUAUCGUCGAUAAAGCGGUCAAAGAAAUGUCAAUGGAAAAAAUUUUGAGAGAACUAAAUUCCACUUGGUCAACUAUGCAGUUUGAACAUGAAACCCAUGCUAGAACAGGUUGUACUUUGCUCAGAGCCAGCGAGGAACUCAUCGAGACACUUGAAGACAAUCAAGUGCAACUUCAAAACUUGAUAACUUCAAAAUUUAUAGCCCAUUUCCUAGGAGAGGUUUCUUCUUGGCAAAACAAGUUGGGGCUAGCCGAUCAAGUCAUAACAGUUUGGUUUGAAGUGCAAAGAACUUGGAUGCAUCUAGAAUCCAUAUUUAUGAGCUCAGAAGACAUUAGAAAGCAACUCCCUGAGGAUUCAACAAGAUUUGAUAUAAUUGACAGAGAUUUCAAGGAGCUUAUGAAAGAUAUGGCCAAAGUCCCCAAUGUUGUUGAGUCCACCAACAAACCAGGAUUAUUAGAGAUACUAGAGGAACUCCAAAAAAAUUUGACUCUAUGCGAAAAAGCUCUAGCGGUCUAUUUGGAAACGAAACGUUUAGCGUUUCCGCGUUUCUAUUUUGUUUCCUCCGCGGACCUCUUGGAUAUUUUGUCGAACGGCAAUCAGCCUAUGCAAGUGGCUAAGCAUUUGACGAAACUAUUCGAUUCCAUAGCUCGGCUCAAUUUCGAAACUGACGAAGAUGGAUCAUUAACAAAUAUUAUUGAAGGAAUGUAUGCUAAGGAUGGUGAAUAUGUGACGUUUCAUGAACCUACCAAUUGCAUUGGACCAGUCGAGGUCUGGUUGAAUAAAAUCCAAGCCGCUAUGAGAUCAACCAUUCGCCACGACAUCGGAGAAGGUGUUGUUUCUUAUGAAGAAAAACCCAGAGACCAAUGGCUAUUUGAUUUCCCUGCUCAAGGUUCAUUGUGCGGCACCCAGAUUUGGUGGACAACUGAAGUUAAUAUAGCAUUCUCACGCCUAGAAGAAGGUUACGACAAUGCUAUCAGAGAUUAUUACAAAAAACAAGUUUCUCAACUCAGCACACUAAUUUCACUUCUGUUAGGAGACCUGACGAAGCAAGACAGGCAAAAAAUUAUGACCAUUUGUACUAUAGAUGUUCACUCGCGUGACGUUGUCAGUAAACUUAUACAGAGUAAAGUUGAGAGUGCUCUAGCAUUCCAAUGGGUAUCACAGCUGAGGCAUAGAUGGUGCGAAAAAGAAAAACACUGUUAUGCGAAUAUUUGUGACGCCCAAUCUAUUUAUAGUUAUGAAUAUUUGGGAAACACGCCACGAUUGGUUAUUACACCAUUGACUGAUAGAUGUUACAUAACUUUGACUCAGGUAAGUGAACUUGGAAAGCUUCACAUUUUAUUGGGCGACUACUGGCUGGGAACAAUAAUAGUUACAAGACGUUUGUAA
This is a messenger RNA of Ceutorhynchus assimilis (cabbage seed weevil), 1689 nucleotides long. Lineage: Eukaryota; Metazoa; Arthropoda; Insecta; Coleoptera; Curculionidae. The record is from the annotation of a GenBank genome assembly.